AUGGAAAAUCCAGACUUAGUUGAUGAAGAAGAAUUACAGUUGAGUGACUUUGAAAUAACUGAUGAUGAUGACGAUCUAUUCACAAGUGAUGUUCCAGUUAACAAGGAAUACAUGGAAAAUUGGUGGGGAAAGUUUGUGGGUGAGGAACCACAUGCAAGCACUGGACAUGAAGAUGGUGAAGAGUACUACGAUAGUGAAGAGUUGAUGAGUUUGGAUGGGUCCGAUGAUGAGUUGAUAGAACGAAGAAGGAGGAGGUAUCGAGAGUUUAAUGAGAACCAUGACAUGAGGGUGCCAAUUGUGUUGGAGAAGGGGUUACUGUUUGCUGAUACAUGUGUAUUUAAAAAGGCACUAAAAUGGGUGAGGGUGAGUGCAAUUUGUAAAGAGGAAGGUGAAUGUUGUGAAUGGAGGAUUCACGCAUCUUUGGAUGCAAAGAAAGAAUCAAUACAGAUAAAAACAUUCAAACCAGACCAUCAAUGUGGGAAUCAGUAUGAGAAUACGAGGGCUGACGUGCAGUUUCUUGCCACCAAGUAUAUGCCUGAUUUCAAGGAUGAUCCCACAUGGACCUCAUAUGCAUUGCAACAAAGGGUGAAAAGGGAUCACAAUAUUGAUGUUCCUGAUGGGAAUGAUGAUAUGUUCCCCAUUGCAUAUAAGGUUGUAGAGGGUGAGACAAUGGCAUCUUGGGAGUGGUUUUUAGGACUUCUUAUUGAUGAUGUUUAUGUGGGAAGUGGUGAAGGUCGUGGGUGGACUGUUAUGUUUGAUCGACAGAAGGGGCUUGGUCCCGCAGUAGACCAUUUGUUGCCACAUGCUGAGCAUCGAUUUUGUGUGAUAGCAAGUAUGGAUGCUGGUGCCUAUAAGUAUCUUAAUGAUGUCGACCCUGCAUCAUGGUCUAGACAUGCCUUUUCUACACAUUUGAAGAGUGAUAUGCUUCUAAACAAUCUUGCAAAGACAUUCAAUUCAUGGAUCAAAGAGUCUAGGGACAAGCCGCUCUUGACGAUGCUGGAAAUGAUCCGGAGACAAUUGAUGACAAGAUUCCAGCAAAAAAGAGACGGAGUCCGAGCCGCUUCUCAGAAAAUAUGUCCCAAAAUUCAGAAGAAGUUAGAAAGAUCCAAGGACGAAGCAAAGAACUGUAUAUGUAGAUGGCAGAAUGAGUUGGAGUUCGAGGCAUAUGAACUACAGGUACAUGCUAUGCCAGGGCCUGAAGAGUGGCCAGAUGUUGGUGCCUAUGAUGAAAUUUUGCCUCCAGUUGAUAGAGUUCAGCCUGGACGUCCAAGAAAAGCUAAGAGAAGGGCACCCGAUGAGCCCACUAACCCAUACAAGAUAAGUCGUAGUGGGUAUAUGGUCACAUGCGGCAACUGUGGGGGUAAGGGUCACAACUACAAGGGUUGCCAUCUACCCCUAAACCCUAACCGAAAGAGAAGGAACCCAAAGAAGAGGAAGACUGCUGAAACUUCUUCAAAUGUAUCUCAAAAUGAAGCUACGUCAUCCCAACCUGUGCAAACCCGUGUUCGAAGGCGUAAGGGCAAGGCAAUGGCUACUCAAUGA
Molecule: messenger RNA, 1542 nt
Organism: Alnus glutinosa
Lineage: Eukaryota; Viridiplantae; Streptophyta; Magnoliopsida; Fagales; Betulaceae
Exons: 8
Coding region: 1-1542 (513 amino acids)
Source: RefSeq, a predicted model, not a curated record